Molecule: messenger RNA, 1452 nt
Organism: Cutaneotrichosporon oleaginosum
Lineage: Eukaryota; Fungi; Basidiomycota; Tremellomycetes; Trichosporonales; Trichosporonaceae
Biological process (GO): transmembrane transport
Cellular component (GO): plasma membrane
Molecular function (GO): transmembrane transporter activity
Source: RefSeq, a predicted model, not a curated record
AUGUCCACAGUCGAACUCAACCCCCGCGAGUCGCGGCACGCGCGCGAGCGCAACCCCGACCUCCCGCCCAACCAUCCUGUGAACGCGCUCUCGCCAUGGCGCAAGUUUGCCGCACUCGUCGCACUCUCCUUUUCGGGCUUCUUGGGCCAGUUCACCGCCGCCAUCAUCCUCGUCGCGUUCCCGCCCAUGGCGGCCGACUUGAAGGCGAGCAUUGGUGAUAUUGCAAACUCGGUCGGCUUCGUCCUCCUCGGCAUCGCUGUCGGGCCACUCUUUUGGAACCCGCUUUCGCGUACCCUCGGCCGCCGCCCAGUCUACCUCCUCGGCUCGCUCCUCUUCCUCCCAUGCUGCAUCUGGCAAGCCCUCAGCAAAGACUACAUCACCUUCGCGAUCUCGCGCGUCUUCGCGGGCCUGAGCAUCGCGUUUUCGCAGACGGUGCCGCCGUCCACGAUCGCGGACAUCUUCCCGCCCGCGGUCAUCGGGCAAAAGAUGAGCAUGUACGUCGUGGCUAUCAUCACUGCGCCCGCGGCCGCGCCCUUCUUCUGCGGCCUCAUCGUCCGCUCCUCGUGGCGCAACCUCUUCUGGUUCCUCCUCGGCUUGGGCGGACUGCAGCUCGCGCUCUUCUUCUUCUUCGUGCCCGAGACGCAGUGGAUCGAGGGGGAGGACGACACGCACACCCCAGCGACAGACAAAGACAUUGAGCACCACGAAACCCGCGUCGCCAACGGCGGGCGCGUCGGCGUCGCUUUUUACCCUUGGAAGCGCCCCGGCGAGUUCAUGCGCAUCUGCCUCGGCCCCGUCUCCAUGCUCCGGUACUUCGUCAUCCUCGUGCCCUCGUUCUACUACGGCUUCGCGUUCAGCUGGAUCGUCGGGAUCACGGUCGUCACGCCGCAGACGCUCGGCGCGCCGCCGUACGCGUUCGCCAUCAUCCCCCUCGGCUGCUCGUUCCUCGCGUACGGCGUCGGCGGCCUGCUCGGCUUCUGGUUCGGCGGCCUCGUCGGCGACAAGACCGUCGACUACCUCGCGCGCAAACAGGGCACGCGCCAGCCCGAACAGCGCCUCUGGGCCACCCUCCCCGUCAUGCCGUUCAUGUUCGUCGCCAUGCUCAUUAUCGGCAUCAGCCUCCAGAAGCAGCUGCACUGGAUCGGCCUACUUAUUGGCGGUGCCCUCUAUUUCUUCACCAUCUCAAUCAUCACCGGCCUCAUCCAGACUUACGUCCUCGAGUGCUACCUCCCGCAGGGCAUGGACAGCAUGGCCGUCUUCAACUUCUUCCGUAUGCUCUGGGGCUUCGCCAUCCCCUUCUUCGUGUGGAAUUGGGGCGUCCAGCACGGCUGGCUCGCGUGCUACAUCACACAGGGCGCACUCACUGCCGGCCUUGGCAUUCUCCUCAGUCUCUUCCUUAUCUGGAAGGGACGCGGAAUUCGUGCCGCGCAGCACAUGCCGAUCUGGGAGUGA